Messenger RNA from Protopterus annectens (West African lungfish), 930 nucleotides. RefSeq names its product olfactory receptor class A-like protein 1. NCBI's taxonomy places the organism in Eukaryota, Metazoa, Chordata, Ceratodontiformes, Protopteridae. Gene Ontology annotation, molecular function: pheromone receptor activity. The record is from RefSeq and is a predicted model, not a curated record. Gene Ontology annotation, biological process: G protein-coupled receptor signaling pathway. Bases 1 to 930 code for a protein of 309 amino acids. Gene Ontology annotation, cellular component: membrane. The transcript has a single exon.
AUGGAAGUGAAUGAAGUUAUUAAAGGAAUCUUUUUUCUUGUGAUAGCAGUAAUUGGAAUUCCUGGAAACCUUGUCAUCAUGGGAUCAUUUUCCUGGACAGCAUAUACUACACUGAAAUUGCUGCCAGUUGAAGUGGUCAUAUGUAACUUAGCUGUGGCAAAUUUAAUUUUAGCAUUCACCAGGGGGCUGCCAGCAGCAUUGUUUAUGUUGUUUCACUUGAAGAUUAACAGUGAUAUCGGAUGCAUUAUACUUGUUUACUUAGCUAGAAUAUCAAGAGGAUUGGCUAUGUGUUUCACCUGCGUUCUCAGCUGUGUUCAGUUCAUAACAAUUAUUCCAACCACAUCCAAAUGGGUUUAUCUGAAGCCUAAAGUGACAAAGCAUAUUUUCUUUAUAGCCUUCAUUCUCUGGCCAUUGUACCUACUGAUGGAAACUGCUCCUAUUUUCGUGGCACGUGCUGUUAUGAACUUCACUUCUUCUGAGUUCACAUUUAAUUUUGGUUACUGUCUGGCACUGUUUCCCACAGCACUUACCUAUCACCUAAAUGGGUUUGGACUUUUCAGCAGAGACCUUAUAUUAGUAGGCGUUAUGAGCCUUGCCAGUACCUCCAUUUUACAUAUUUUACUGAAACACAGGAAACAGCUGAAUGAUAUCAGGAAGAGUAAUGGAAGUGAGAAGAGCGUUGCAGAGAUCAGUGCAGCUAAGAUUAUAGUGACUUUAGUGAUUAUUUAUGUCAUAUUCUUUGGGGUUGAGAAUACUAUUUGGUUUUAUCAAAUUAUAGGUUCAACAGUUGUUCACCAUAUGACUUCUGAUGUCAGACAUUUCUUUUCUGUAUGUUACACAUUUUUCUUUCCAGCUGCAAUCAUUGUGACAAAUAAAAAAGUAAAAAAUGUUUUAAACUGUUCUUCUCGGCAAGAAAACAUAGAACGAUAA